Rhopalosiphum padi (bird cherry-oat aphid) is the source of this 886-nucleotide messenger RNA. Its product is annotated as PRELI domain-containing protein 2-like. The record is from RefSeq and is a predicted model, not a curated record. The transcript has 4 exons. NCBI's taxonomy places the organism in Eukaryota, Metazoa, Arthropoda, Insecta, Hemiptera, Aphididae. The coding region runs from base 164 to 679 and encodes 171 amino acids.
UUCAUUUAAUAUUGAUUAAUGGUUAUUACUUAUUAACUAUAGAACAGUUUUAACUUUUAAAUGAUUCAAAUAAUAUUUUUAUUAUAGUUGUUGAACGUCUCACUGUGAGUUGUAUAAAAUAAUAUAAUAUUAUACUUUUUUUUUAUGUAUACAAAAUAUAAUAAUGGUUUUAACAGUUUCGUUAGUGCACAUAUUCCAGCAACCAUUUCAAACAAUUAAAACAUUCUACAGUCAAAUCAGACAAAAAGAUGAUGUUGUUAAAAUUUCAGAAUUAAUUGAUGCGCACAUCGAUGAACAUGGAUUUGAAUAUACUAAACAUAGGCUGGUAUGUCAUAAUAUUAUUCCUCAAGUAUUAAGGCGCGAUCAAAUACUACAUAUUCCAGAAAUAAUUAUUGAAGAAGAAUGUUGGUAUGACGAAAAAGGUCAAAAAUUUUGGGCAAGAACGAGAAAUUUGAGUUGGUCAGAAAUAGCUACGUUAUCUAAUAUUAUAACAUUAUCGAUUACACCAAAUCCAACAUGGACUAAGUAUGAAAUUGAUGGGAUAACAGAUUUUUUUGGAACACAACCUCAUGAAAUUGGCUAUGCAGUAGAGUAUUUUUUGAAAAAAUAUACAGAAAAAAAGUUGUUGGAACAUAUUAAAAUAAUUGAUCUGGAAUGUUCGAAAAAUAACGAUAUAUAGGUGAACCAUACAAUACCUAAUAGAUAAAGAUUACUAAACACUAAAGGUUUAACAAAUAACAAAUUAUUUUGAAUGGUACACGAAAAAAAACUUACAUACCAAGCUUCACAAUUUAAUUAUCCAUGGUAUGCUUACAAAUUUGAAUUACAUUUAUAAUUUGAAUAUAUUGUUUUCUUUUGCAUAAUAAAACAUUAACUUUUAAAUUAA